Molecule: messenger RNA, 2527 nt
Organism: Scophthalmus maximus (turbot)
Lineage: Eukaryota; Metazoa; Chordata; Actinopteri; Pleuronectiformes; Scophthalmidae
Gene: mapkapk3
Product: MAPK activated protein kinase 3
Exons: 10
Coding region: 729-1952 (407 amino acids)
Biological process (GO): intracellular signal transduction; peptidyl-serine phosphorylation; protein autophosphorylation
Cellular component (GO): cytoplasm; nucleus
Molecular function (GO): mitogen-activated protein kinase binding; ATP binding; calcium/calmodulin-dependent protein kinase activity
Source: RefSeq, a predicted model, not a curated record
UAUCACUCAAAGUCUUCUUUUGUUCGUGUUAGGCGCUGUUUUUGCACAAUGCAAUAUUUUAAUGUGAGAGUUUCGUUUAUGAUUAAUUACUUUGAUGAAAAUAACCUGUUAAGACGUAUUCAGUUACUGGAUACUGUAAGUCUUUAGGACUCACUCUCUCCCUCUCCACACUAACCACUGAACCACCACACACACACACACACACACGCGCGCGCGGCCUGCUCCUUUAAGGGCCAUUUGAGAGAUAUGAGUCAACUGAAGGAGGGUGGCGCUUACACGAAUUUGACAGUGACUGGCCAUGUGAACACAACCACAAGGACUCUGGACCAACGGGACAUUAACAGACGCGUCUCUCUCUCUGACUGGAAUCUAGUUUUUGUGUGAUCCCGAUGUGCGGAAUUAUUAAGGUUUUUAUCUGGGAAGACUGGUAAAGUUGACAGCGCAAUAAACACUUUAUAUAUAUAUAUGAAUACAUAUCGAGUUCAGUGUUAAGAAGUUGUGCGGUCUACAAAUGCAUUUGGUUUUAAAAGCUACACCAUAGUGUAAACUGUGUGGAGUCCUUCCAAGGGCUUGCGCGCCCUGGGCGGCCCAGAGACGCACCGGAGCGCCCCCGCCGCUCCACGGAGCAGUGACCGCAGGGCAGCCGGAGUCAUCCGCGUUACUCUCGGUGAACUACUCACGCUCUCCCCUCCCGAGCCACCGGCCGGUCGCGACGAGCCGGUGACACCAUGCUGCAGAAUGGAAACGGCAAGGAGCCGCCGCCGCGCGCGCCAAGGGCGGAGGCAGAGCCGGACUCGCCGGACGAAGACCCCCGGCAGCGGCCGCAGCGGCCUGAUCUCCCCGCCGCUGACACCGAGUCCUCUCGCUUCCCCAUGCCCGCCUGCGGCAAACUGGAGAUCAAGCGCCACGCGGUGACCGACGAUUACAAAAUCUCCAGCCAGGUCCUGGGCUUAGGGAUCAAUGGCAAAGUGCUCGAGUGCUUCAACAAGAAGACCGGAGAGAAGUGCGCACUGAAGAUUCUGUACGACAGCCCCAAAGCCAGACGAGAAGUGGAGCUCCACUGGCGAGUCUCAGGAGGACCGUACAUCGUCCGCAUCCUCAACCUGUACGAGAACAUGCAUCAUGGGAAGAAAUGCCUGCUCAUCGUCAUGGAGUGUAUGGAGGGAGGAGAGCUGUUCAGCCGAAUCCAGGUCAGAGGAGACCAAGCCUUCACUGAGAAAGAGGCAUCCGAGAUCAUGAGGGACAUUGGCACAGCCAUCCAUUUUCUCCAUGACAUUAACAUCGCGCACAGAGACAUCAAGCCAGAGAACUUGCUGUACACCAUGAAAGAGAAAAAAGGGGUCCUCAAACUGACAGACUUUGGCUUCGCUAAGGAGACCACGCUACACAACCCCCUACAGACCCCCUGUUACACACCGUACUAUGUGGCACCUGAGGUUUUGGGCCCAGAGAAAUAUGACAAGUCAUGCGACAUGUGGUCUCUGGGUGUCAUCAUGUACAUCCUGUUGUGCGGCUUUCCUCCAUUUUACUCCAACACGGGCCAGGCCAUUUCCCCGGGGAUGAAGACGAGGAUCAGGAUGGGCCAGUACGAGUUCCCCAACCCAGAGUGGGCGGAGGUGUCACAGGAAGGAAAAGAUUUGAUCCACCAGCUACUGAAGACGGACCCUAAUGAGAGAAUGACCAUCGCUCAGUUUAUGAACCACCCCUGGAUCAAUAAGUCUAUGGUGGUUCCCUCCACUCCGCUCCACACCACCCGGGUCCUGACUGAAGACAGAGAGAUGUGGGAGGAUGUGAAGGAAGAGAUGACCAGCGCUUUGGCGACCAUGCGUGUUGACUACGACCAGGUGAAGAUUAAGGAUCUCGACACUUCGAACAACCGCCUGCUCAACAAGCGGCGUAAGAAGGCCGCGGACGGGGCCAAGGGCGGCUCCACUGUCUGCCAAAGUCAGUGAGACAUGGACGGACGUUCGGCCAUUAACGGGAAAAACCACACAGAGCAGUUUCUUCAAUGGUGAAGAAAAGACGGCCAGAAGAUUCUGAUAUGUGCGGGAGAGGAUGUUUUAGAGAGCUGCUCGGGACUCUUGGGGGACGGAAGGCGGAGGACGCGUUCUCUGAAAUUAAAGGACUACAUAGGAACAACAGCAAUGUCAAACUUGAACUUAUAUUGGUCAUAUCAAGACGUGAUGUCGCCUGUGAUAGAAACCUGCUGUUUUUAAUUCUUUUAUGUUUGUAUGUGAUUUCUUUUUUAAAAAUCCUGGCUGCAGACAUCAAGUAUCAUCAAAAAUUUGUAGUGAUUAUAUUUUGUGCACUUGAACACAUUGCAUGUUCGAGGCCUCCUUUGUAGUCAAUGCAUCAGGGUACAGAUCACACACACACACACACACACACACACACAAACAAACAGUGGACAGACUGUGAAACCACAACUCUGUCUAAUGUUACCCAUGCUGUCAUUUGCUGUUUCCUUUCAGGGAUUAAAAAGUCUGACGCCAAUUGUCUUGUCAAUAAAACGUAGCCUUCACACUGA